Daldinia childiae is the source of this 600-nucleotide messenger RNA. RefSeq lists its product as uncharacterized. Bases 1 to 600 code for a protein of 199 amino acids. Lineage: Eukaryota; Fungi; Ascomycota; Sordariomycetes; Xylariales; Hypoxylaceae. The record is from RefSeq and is a predicted model, not a curated record. The transcript is spliced from 2 exons.
AUGUUCCAAGGGGAGAAACUACCUCCAGGCCAGACAACCAAGGAUGUCGACCUUGCCAUCAUGCAGCGCAUCGUGUACGAUUCAGCUAUUACACGGCUCGCUGCCAAGUUAGCCAUGGGCGGGUUUGUCGUAGAGGCUGGUGGCUUUGCAGCAGUAGCGUGCUGGGAGCCGGCGCGAGUGGGUGACCCGCACCGCAUAGAUGUGUCGACGGCGACAACGUCAGGGAAGAGACCGCUAUUUAAAGCGUUUGUGGACGGGGUCGCGGAGCUAAUGCAUGAGCACUUGUAUCCUAUUGCGGAGCGUGUGAGUGCUGGCCGGUAUUGGAAGUUGAGCCUUAUGGCGAGGGAUCCGGCGGUAGAAUAUGUACCAGGUGCUGUUCGGGCGGUGCUGGUCCCCUUUAUGGAGAAGUUCACCUCAGACCAAAACGAAGGCGGCGCUAUGCCUGUGUGGCUAGAUGCUGGCAGCGAACGGGCUCGUGAUAUCUAUGCCCACUUUGGCUUCCGUGAGGUUGGUGAGAUAGUCACAGGAGGAGUUAAGACUUGGGGCAUGAUAUACACGGGAAAAAUUAAUAUCAAGAAGAUAGAUACUAAGACCAGCUGA